AUUAACGAGUACUGCGUGAUGACGCAAUGACGUACGUACGCCAGCCGGGGUCAAACGCGCGUUUUUUAAAAUGGAGAAGCGGGCGCUCAGUGGUUCAGCGAAAAGAAAACAAAAGAAACAAAAAGAAGCCAAAGAUGCUGCUUUAGUGCAGAAAAUAUCGUCCACCCUUAACCUUUUUCACCAGUAAACCGAGGCAAGAUGAUGGUACUCAAAACAGCGGAGCCAGGACGACACCUCACCGCUCAGACUACCAGCAGGAUGCUAACGCUGCUAGCUCAAGUUCACCGGAGACGGUUGGUCGUGGUGAAGCGGCACCGCCUCCUAUGGACACCGUCCGGACCAGAACUACGGCGGACAGCGGAGCCAGGUCAGCGGCAGCCUGAGCUACGUUCUAUCACAUCUUCAGUGGAGGAUGAGGCGGGAAUGACAGUCAACAUUUAAAAAAUGAACUUCGGACAAAAAUGAGCCAGAGACGCCUGAACAGUCUGUCACUCAUGGACAUAGAAGCCGAACUGGUCCGGGAGUUGGAGUUUGACAUUAUCCAGGACUUUUCAUCGAGGAAGGCCAGAAAAAGAUGAUGCAGAUGGAGCCAGUCCACAGAGUCAGCCACGUUGCAGAGCCAUGUUUCUACAGUAGCCCAGAAUGGACAAACUAGAAAUAGGGCCUUCCAUGUUUCUGAGGAGUUGGUGGAGACCAAAACAGAGGCUGGAUGGACGAGUAGCCCUGGCUGCACUUUCUCCACUAUCUGCCCAUCUCGUCUUUUGUCUCCCUCAUCGCUGGGAUCACACGAGGGGGGCCUGACUGAUCCCUGCUCACAUCAUCAUCAUCAUCAUCAUCACCUACCUUUUUUUUUUCUUUUCUUUUCUUUAAUUUUUAAUCGACUGAUCAUCUCUAAGACUUCGGGACUGUUUUGAUCUGCACAAACAUUUUCCUUCUCUCGAGCCUCUUGUGUGAUUCCCAUGCAAGUUCGCAGCUGAAAAAAGUAAAACUAUUUUUUAUUUUUUAUUUCUUUGGGCAUUUUUCGUUUCCUUGAGACUGAAGCUUCACCUCUGUGACAUCUGAUGGUUGUUUGUCCCGUGGAAUAUGAGUUAAUUUGGAGUUUCUAAGUUGCUCUCCACAUUUCUUUUGCCUCCAAACUCUUUGUCAAGUACGGGUUCUUAAGGAGGACUGACCGCCAACACCCGAGAAUAAAAAUGAUGCUGAGCCCGGAUCAGGCUGAAGCGGACCUCUCCUGGACUCAAUCCGACCCGGAGACGAUGCUCAACGGCCUCAAAUCGGCUGGCUGCACCUCGGACGAACCUGGUGAGGGCGAGGAAAGGGCCAAAUGUAAAUCCGACCAGCCCCUUAGCCGAGAGGAGAAAAGGAGGAGGCGAAGGGCCACGGCCAAGUAUCGCUCUGCCCACGCCACCAGAGAGAGGAUCCGGGUGGAGGCGUUCAACGUGGCCUUCGCUGAGCUGAGGAAAUUACUCCCCACCUUGCCUCCGGACAAGAAACUCUCCAAGAUCGAGAUCCUCAGACUGGCUAUAUGCUACAUCUCCUAUCUCAAUCACGUGUUGGAUGUCUAAAAAGUGACCCCCUUAUCCCAUCCCACCCUCUCCCCCAAUGAGACAGAAAUGUUUGGGUUGGUAGGUUUGGGCUCAAGCAGCAUGCUGGGCGUUAAUUGGGUAUGGCAAGGUUGGCAGUUAGGGUCGACUGAUGACGGGGAUUUUUUUUAAAGAUGGUGUCCAGAAUUUUUUAGAGCUACUUAAAAAUAAAAAUAAAAAAACAGAAGGGAAAAACUGCACCCACAAAGCGAAAUUGCAAAACCCCAAAACAGAAUGACCAGAAUAAUGUAUAUAAAUCCAUACUCAGUGCAGAAAUACCUCCUAAUUGGCUGAUAUCGGCUCUGUAGCCGAGGCUACCACAGACAGAUAUCGGUCUACCACCUGUGACAGUGGGCUCCCAUCUUGCUUUGACUUCUGGGACUUUAAUUAAAUCUUUGAGGUUUUAAUUACUAACUUGAAAUCAUUAAAAAAAAAAAAAAAAGAUUCAGCCUUCAGAGGGCCC
Molecule: messenger RNA, 2046 nt
Organism: Larimichthys crocea (large yellow croaker)
Lineage: Eukaryota; Metazoa; Chordata; Actinopteri; Sciaenidae
Product: helix-loop-helix protein 2
Exons: 4
Coding region: 1194-1565 (123 amino acids)
Biological process (GO): regulation of transcription by RNA polymerase II
Molecular function (GO): RNA polymerase II cis-regulatory region sequence-specific DNA binding; DNA-binding transcription factor activity, RNA polymerase II-specific; protein dimerization activity
Source: RefSeq, a predicted model, not a curated record